AUGAAGGUCCGGAUCCGCUGCGCUCCGCGCUGCCGCCCUGCUCCCGCCCUGUUCCCGGGACUCAGAGAUCCCGAGGAUGAUGACCAGAAGGUGAAGACACAGAGGCCCCGGUCCGCUGAUCAGCCGGCCGUCUUUCAGGCUCAGACUGGAGACCCCGCGGCAGAAGAGUGGUCCCAGUGGAGUGUGUGCUCUUUGACUUGUGGUCAGGGCAUGCAGGUGAGGACGCGCUCCUGUGUCUCCUCUCCAUACGGCACCCUCUGCAGCGGCCCAUUGAGGGAGACCCGGCUCUGCAACAACACUGCCACCUGCCCAGGUAACCACAACACUCCCACUGCCACCUGCCCAGUGGAGGGGCAGUGGCUGGAGUGGGGGCCCUGGGGCCACUGCUCUGUCACGUGCUCCAGGGGCACGCAGCAGCGCACGCGGAGGUGCAGCGUCUCCGUCCACGGCUGGGCGGAGUGCAAGGGGCCCCACACGGAGACGCGGGCGUGCUCCAGAGCGGACUGCGCAGCUACCCACGAGAUGUGCAGGAAUGAAUACCUUGUGUCCAUGACCUGGAAGAGAACUGCUGCUGGAGAAACUGUUUACAACAAGUGUCCAUCAAACGCAACUGGGUCUGCUAGUCGUCAAUGUUUGCUGGACACUAAUGGAGUUGCUUACUGGGGUCCUCCGAGCUUCGCCCGAUGCAUCUCACUCGAGUACAAAAAUUUACAUAUAUCACUUCGAGAGCAUCUUGCGAAGGGUCAGAGGAUCCUGGCAGGAGAGGGCAUGUCUCAGAUCGUGAGGAGUCUCCUAGAGUUAAUGUCCCGGAAAAGCUAUUACAGCGGUGACCUGUUAUUCUCCGUGGAGAUUCUCCGAAAUGUGACAGACACCUUCAAACGAGCAACCUACAUUCCAGCUCCUGACGACGUGCAGAAAUUCUUCCAGAUAGUCAGUUACAUGUUGGACAUUGAAAACCAGGACAAGUGGGUUGAUGCACAGCAGGCCUCUCCCGGCUCUGUGCACCUCAUGCGCGUUGUGGAAGAUUUCAUCCACCUCAUAGGGGAAGCACAGAAGGCAUUCCAGAGCUCCCUGUUUGUCACAGAUAACCUGAUGGUCACUAUCCAGCGCGAGCCCGUGUCCGCUGUCUCCAGCGAUAUCAACUUCCCCAUGAAGGGCCGGCGCGGGAUGAAGGACUGGGCCCGGAACUCCGAGGACAAGCUGUUCAUUCCCAAGGAGGUCUUCACGAUCUCUUCCGAAGAGCCAGAAGACGCCACUUACUUUGUGAUCGGGGCGGUCCUGUAUCGUACCCUUGGAUUCAUCCUUCCUCCACCCAGGAGCCCCCAGGUCAUCAGCUCCAAGAUCCUGACGGUGACAGUGCGGCCGCUGCCCAGCCUCUCUGAGCCCAUGGUCGUGGUGGAACUCUCGCCUGUCCUCAACGGCACCUCUGACCCGCUGUGCGUCGUGUGGGACGACUCCAGCCCAGAGGUUGGCACGGAAAACUGGGACACAGAGGGCUGCCAAACGCUCCAAUCUCAGUCUGUCCACACCAAAUGUCUCUGCAAGAAGAUCUCCACCUUCGCAGUGUUAGCUCAGCAGCCUAAAGAUCUGGAAAUGGGUCCGUCCGGAGUGCCAUCAGUCCCCCUCAUGAUAGGCUGUGCCAUCUCGUGCAUGGCUCUCUUCACACUGCUGGCCAUCUAUGCGGCCUUCUGGAGGUAUAUAAGGUCAGAGCGAUCCAUCAUCCUCCUUAACUUCUGCCUCUCCAUCCUGGCCUCCAACAUCCUCAUCCUGGUGGGUCAGUCACAGACCCUCAGCAAGGGCCUGUGCACCAUGACUGCUGCCUUUCUGCACUUCUUCUUCCUGUCGUCGUUCUGUUGGGUGCUGACGGAGGCGUGGCAGUCUUACCUGGCUGUGAUUGGCAAGAUCAGGACACGCCUCAUUCGCAAGCGCUUUCUGUGCCUGGGCUGGGGUCUGCCAGCAUUAGUGGUAGCUGUAUCUGUGGGCUUCACACGAGCCAGGGGAUAUGGAACGGCGAGCUACUGCUGGCUGUCCCUGGAGGGGGGCCUGCUGUAUGCAUUUGUGGGUCCGGCAGCUGUCAUUGUGCUGGUCAACAUGCUGAUCGGCAUCGUGGUUUUCAACAAGCUGAUGUCCAGAGAUGGGAUUUCAGAUAAGUCCAAAAAGCAGCGAGCCGGCCAGGCGAAUGAGCCGCGUAGCAGACUGCUUCUCAAAUGUUCCAAGUGUGGGGUGAUCUCGAGCACAGCUCUGUCCACCUCCACCGCCAGCAGUGCCAUGGCGUCGCUCUGGAGCUCGUGCGUAGUGCUCCCCCUGCUGGCUCUCACCUGGAUGUCCGCGGUUCUGGCCAUGACGGACCGGCGCUCCAUCCUCUUCCAGGUGCUCUUUGCCGUCUUCGAUUCCGUCCAGGGCUGCGUCAUCAUCACUGUUCACUGCGCGCUGCGCCGAGAGGUCCAGGAUGUCGUGCGGUGCAGAAUGGGGAUCUGUAAAGGAGACGACAGCGAAAACUCCCCAGACUCCUGCAAGAACGGCCAGGUGCAGAUCAUGACAGACUUUGAAAAAGAUGUGGACCUGGCUUGCCAAACAGAAAGAGAGAGUCCUGUCAUCUUUAAAGAGGUGAACACCUGCAACCCCGCGACCAUCACUGGCACGCUGUCCCGCAUCUCCCUGGACGACGAGGACGACCUCAAGCUCAACGCCAACCUGGAGGGCAUGAACUUCGCCAGCCUGCCUGGCAACAUCCCCCCGUCCAGCCUGCUGGUGCCGCCGGUGAGUGGGCUGAACGAGCUGGGCGAGCCGCCGCUGAAGAAAGACGUCAACCUGGAGCAGCAGCAUCAGCAGCAGCACACGGGGCCGGUGUACCUGUGCACGGACAGCGGCCUGCGCUCCGUGGAGCUCGGCUGGGCCCAGCCGCGCGAGCCCGGCGCCGAGGGCGACUACAUGGUGCUGCCACGGCGCCACGCCAGCCUCCGGCCCCAGGGCAAGCCGCUCAACAUCGCCGUGGACGACGCGCCCUUCCCGCCGCCCCCGCCGCCCCUCGGCCUCCACCCCGCUGAGCCGGAGAGCUACCCCAACUUCGUGUCGGUGGACCACAUCGACGUGAACCUGAACCAGCCCUACGGCACACUCAAGCACCCCCAGGGGCUGCAGCUGAAGCCGCACCCCUCGGUGCGCCAGAUCCUGGCCUCCGAGCUGGGCGACCGGAGCAGGACCAUGCCGCGCAACAUGGGCGGCUCCACUCUGUCGGUGGGGUCUCUGGAAAGGAAAAGAGUACGAUAUUCUGACUUGGAUUUCGAGAAGGUGAUGCACACUCGGAAGCGCCACUCGGAGCUGUACCACGAGCUCAACCACAAGUUCCACACCAUCGACAGGUACAGGGAGCCGUCCGCCGCCUGCAAGAGGGAAAAGCGAUGGAGCAUUUCGUCAGCCGGAGGUGAAAAGAACUCUUCGAGUGACAAGUCCACCCCUGAUGACCAGUCCUGGGACAGUUUCAAAGCGAUGACCCUCACCCCCGCCCCAUCCACACAGAAAGACAAACUGGAAAUGCACAGCAAGGCCUGGAGCAAGACCUCCAGCCACACCCCAGACUCCUCAGAGGGAGACUUCCAGACCGAGGUCUGAGACCCUGUCUUGAAACCGCCACGCCUGCAGCUGGGAACGAGGGAGCUGAAGGGCGAAGUCAGCGCCGUCGCAGAUGGAAGAGCAAUCCCGCGCACGUUGUUCCUGCAGACAGGACGGGAAGAUGAGGGCAGACUGAGCUCUGCACUUUUGCACUGACUGCCACUUCGACAGGAGGGAGGGGGGUAGGGGUAGGGGAGGGGGACAGGGAGACAGGCUUUUUAAACAUGGUUUUCUGAAAAACGUCUUGAUUUUCUUCCGGAGGAUUCCCUUCACCGGUUUCACACACAAGAAUGGGAGAACUGCAGUUUUUUUAGACAUUUUCUCACUGAUGUUGCACAUGUCUUAAGCCAUUUAGAGUUUCGUUUGGCUCCUUUCCUUCCUAGGGGGCGACCCGAGUGUUCCCUUUGAGAAUUCGUUAACAAACCGGUCCCAGUCGCUGCGCUCCGCCGCCCCAGGAGCACGGCUUCACUCUCCUCUUGCUCUCCUCUCGCAUCGCCCAGAGAUUCUUCUCUUUGUUUUGAAGUUGGGGGAGGGGGGAGGGGGGGGCUCUUUUUAGUUUUUCGAACUUGGAAUUAAACCUCAGCCAGUGUUGUGGCUGCUUCGACCUUGGUUUGGCCUUUUUUCAAUGUUGGAAUAAUCAUUAUAUUUCUGUUUGUUCCUUCUUUUGUUCACACUGAGAAGCAUUUGGAAACCAGCCUGCAUUCCUCUGAAUUGAAGCCCCUAAGAGCAGUUUCCCCUCAUGUGUGUGCUGCAGAUUUCGGCACAGUUCUUUGGGCUCGAAAGUUACCUGUCCACUCCGCGGGUGAGAAAGCAAUCACAAUGCCCACGUUGUGGCAGAGGCCCUUGGCAGAGGUGUCCCACGUCCACCACGGAAGACCAGUCGAGCUGCUGUCGUCCUGGACACCCCGCCUGGCAGGAGCCCGACCGGCCCCUCACAGAUACUCCGCCGUCCUGUUCAGAAGCCUACUGUUGGGCGACGUCUGUGUUUCUACCGAGUGAUUAACGCCGUGAGCAAGUGGCUCUAAAAUAUCACUAGGCAGGCCCUAUACAGUACACCCCAUUUAAAUUGUCACCCAUGUUAUUUAAGAUACUGAGCUGAGAUCAGCCUCAAGUUCGUAAUAGAGUUGUAUGAAAAGCUCGCCAAUGGGACCAGAAUGAAUUACCUUGAAAGUUUACUAGUUUAUUGAAAUGCAAUGGUAUACAGGGUUUUUUAUGGUCUCAUAGUCUUUUCCACCACCCCCUGCUGCAGCAACAGAAAAACACACAAUACACAACACACACAAUACACACGUUGGGCUUUGAGAGAACCACUGGGAAAUGAAUAACACUGGCGUUAGGCAGCUUACUUGUCAGAUUUUAGCUAACAGAAUUCAGAAAGCCACUGGAAUCCAGGCAGUUAAUUAGGACCCCGCAGGCAAGAAGUAAAAUAGGAGAUCGCCAUGGGCAGAGCAGCUCUGUCGCUCGGCCCCACUCCCAGCAGAGCCUGCCAGGGAUGAUGGAGGUAAGUAUGUCCUGAGCAGCACAGAACCCUGACAGAAACAUUUGUUUUACUUCUUUCUUCCCAUCCUUUGCAGUUUUUAAAAUGCCAUCCCACUUGAGUGCUUCUAUACGCAUUUAUUGCCUGAUUUCUUUUAACUUGUUCUCUUACUUGUGCAAGUUUUCGUAUUAAUAGUAGUGCGUUAGCUUCCCCGCUUGGCUGAUCCGCUGCUGGAGCGCAGAAACUCUGAUACCUAUCUGCUCGUGAGCACCAGGCCCUUCAGGGGAGUGUUCCUGUCUCUGACGAGCGUCCUGCGUGUCUCAUCUUUGCCUGGGGUGGCUCUGUGGCGGAGCAGGACAGAUCAGGCGAUCCGCAGGCUCAUUCCAACAUUGUGACGCAGACUCUGGGCCCGUUUCAUGACAGAGGUGGACUCCUGAAGCACCGAUGGACUAAAGCUCCCUGGAACCAGGAGAAUGGGCCUUUAUACCGACUGAAACCCAUCCAGCAUUUCCACAGCCCCACCCCUGCGCUGAGGUACGUCAGCCUGCCUUACGAGCUGCACUCCACCCCCGUGCACACUGUGGACUGCGAGCUAACAAGAAGCAGCUUUGAAGAGCACUGGGGACUGUUGUGCUCUUAACCUGCACACUUCUGCCAUUCUGAAAAUCCUGAAAAUCCUUCACAAGCAACCCAACCGUUCAUGUCCUGUAGGACAUAUCCAGUUAGACGAGUAGACAUACUGUACAGUACAUUGCUGCAGCUGACAGCCUAACCCAAGCAUUGGCUCUUCACUCUCUAGGGGACUUGAAAUCCUCCCCCUGUUUGUUUUUCCUAUUGCUUUUCCACAGGACCUCAACCUCAUCCCAUCUGAAACUCCUGAUCCCCGUCUGUCACAGCCAGCUUGCUUCUGAGGAGCCUGACACUAUAACUUCCUGUGAAAACCUUUUUAUCUGUCUGUCCUUUUUUACACAAACCUGUAUGAGUAGUGUUUUAUUGUUUUCAUAUAGUAUUUUUAUGAGAAUAAAAAAAUUUUCUGCACUGUCA
Lepisosteus oculatus (spotted gar) is the source of this 6133-nucleotide messenger RNA. The record is from RefSeq and is a predicted model, not a curated record. NCBI's taxonomy places the organism in Eukaryota, Metazoa, Chordata, Actinopteri, Semionotiformes, Lepisosteidae.